UAGCAAGCGGCAAGCUACAGGGAGCAGUGUUGCAGGACAACCCUUUACCACAAAGAGGAAGAAAUUGCUGUGCUCAGGGUUCUCACAUUUCAGCAAUGAUUCUGUGAUACAAGUUCCAGGAGUUUUCUCUUUCUGUGAUAAUCUUCUCUAUGGCCUCCUCUUGCUGAUGUUUGCCCCAGUGUUGGGCAUAAAGAGGAAGGAUGCUGAAGAAUGGGUACCCCCCUUUUGGCUUUUAGAACAUGGGCACUUGUGUAAAGAUGAAGCUGUGAUCCUCGGCUGUGUGUCUCACCGAAGGGACCUGAUGUUUUACAUUAUUGGUGGGAUCACGGUAUCUGUGGUAGCUUUCUUCUUCACCAUUAAGUUCCUCUUUGAGCUUGCCGCACGUAUAGUCAGCUUCCUUCAGCAUGAGGACCGGGAACGCCGAGGGGAGCGAACUAUUUAUGACUACGUGCGAGGCAACUACCUGGAUCCCCGGUCCUGCAAAAUCUCCUGGGAUUGGAAGGACCCCCAUGAGGUGGGCCAUAGCAUGGCCUUCCGAGUGCAUUUGUUCUACAAGAAUGGGCAACCUUUCCCUGCUCACCGGCCUGUGGGGCUGCGAGUUCACAUCUGCCAUGUGGAGUUAGCAAUUGAUAUUCCUGUAACCCAGGAAGUUCUUCAGGAGCCUAAUUCCAAUGUGGUGAAAGUGGCCUUCACUGUGCGCAGGGCUGGGAGAUAUGAGAUCACUGUAAAACUUGGUGGCUUGAAUGUGGCCUACAGCCCCUACUACAAGGUAUUCCAGCCAGGGAUGGUGGUUCCCUCCAAAACCAAAAUUGUCUGCCAUUUCUCCACUCUCGUGCUGACCUGUGGGCAGCAGCACACUCUGCAGAUAGUUCCCAGAGAUGAAUAUGACAAUCCCACCACCAAUUCUGUGUCCCUGGUAGAUGAGCACAAUUACAGCCUCUCCAUCCAUGAGCUGGGACCUCAAGAAGAAGAGAGCUCUGAUGUUGUGUUUGAGAAGUCUGUGGUGUCCAAUCGUCAGACUUGCGAAGUGUUCUUCCGACUCACCUUGCACUGCAGGGGGUGUUUCCAUGCCUGCAUCUCCUACCAGAACCAGCCCAUAAGCAAUGGUGAUUUUGACAUCAUUGUUCUAAGUGAGAAUGAAAAGAACAUUGUAGAUCGCAAUGUGUCCACCUCAGGUGUCAGUAUUUACUUUGAAGCUUACCUUUACGAUGCUCCUAGUUAUACCAACACUCAGUGGCAACUUCCACCAACGCACCUGAGUUCCUCCCAGCGCCGUCCUUCUACUGCAACUGAGGAUGAAGAUGAAGAUUCCCCGUUUGACAGCCAAACCCCUGAGAAAGUGAAGAAACCUAAAAAAGUGUACUGCUAUGUGUCACCUAAGCAAUUCUCAGUGAAAGAAUUUUACCUGAAGAUCAUUCCAUGGCGCCUUUACACCUUUAGAGUAUGUCCUGGCACAAAGUUUUCAUACCUUGGUCCUGACCCUGUGCACAAAUUACUGACACUGGUGGUGGAUGAUGGGAUCCAACCCCCUGUGGAGCUCAGCUGCAAGGAGAGGAACAUCUUGGCAGCCACUUUCAUUCGCUCUCUGCAUAAAAACAUAGGAGGCUCGGAGACCUUCCAGGACAAAGUGAACUUCUUUCAGCGAGAGCUGCGUCAGGUGCAUAUGAAAAGACCUCAUUCGAAGGUCACACUGAAGGUCAGCCGUCACUGUCUACUGGAGUCGUCUUUUAAAGCAACAAGGAAUUUUUCUGUUUCUGAUUGGAGCAAAAACUUUGAAGUUAUUUUUCAAGAUGAAGAAGCUCUGGACUGGGGAGGUCCACGCAGAGAGUGGUUUGAGCUCAUCUGUAAGGCGUUAUUUGAUACCUCCAAUCAACUCUUCACCCGCUUUAGUGAUAACAACCAGGCCUUGGUGCAUCCAAAUCCAGGGCGUCCCACAUAUUUACGACUCAAAGUGUAUGAAUUUGCAGGCCGCCUAGUCGGAAAGUGUCUUUAUGAAUCAUCUCUGGGGGGUGCUUACAAACAACUGGUUCGAGCACGCUUCACCCGAUCCUUCCUGGCUCAGAUCAUAGGACUUCGUAUGCAUUACAAGUAUUUUGAAACGGAUGACCCGGAAUUCUAUAAAUCCAAAGUUUGUUUCAUACUGAACAAUGAUGUGAGUGAGAUGGAUCUGGUCUUUGCUGAAGAGAAAUAUAGCAAAACAGGACAACUGGAGAAGAUGGUAGAACUGGUGACAGGAGGAGCUCAAGUACCAGUGACCAAUGAAAACAAAAUCUUGUACCUAAAUCUGCUUGCACAGUACAGGCUGGCCAGUCAGGUUAGAGAGGAGGUGGACCACUUCCUGAAAGGUCUUAACGAGUUAGUUCCUGAGAACCUCCUGGCUAUUUUUGAUGAGAAUGAGCUUGAGUUGCUUAUGUGUGGUACUGGAGAUAUUAGUGUCUGUGACUUCAAGGCACAUGCUGUAGUGGUAGGAGGAUCUUGGCACUUCCGUGAGAAGGUCAUGAGGUGGUUUUGGACUGUGGUCUCCAGUUUCACACAGGAAGAGCUGGCCAGGCUUUUACAGUUCACAACUGGUUCCUCCCAGCUGCCCCCAGGAGGGUUUGGUGCACUCUGUCCAUCUUUCCAGAUCAUUGCAGCUCCAACUCACAGUACUUUACCAACAGCCCACACUUGUUUUAACCAGCUGUGCCUCCCUACUUAUGACUCCUACGAAGAAGUGCACAAAAUGCUGCAGCUAGCUAUCAGCGAGGGUUGUGAGGGCUUUGGCAUGCUGUGAUUUCCACUUUCUAGGAGACCACUUAGCCUCCUCGCUGUUCAUGGCAAGACCCAAGUUCAAUCCUCUGGUUGUUCUCCCUCCCUUCACGUGGGCAAUGGAGGCAGAAUAAAGACUCCGUGUAAAGGAAUUUGUCAUCCAGAUGAUGUCGUGUGGCCUUUCUGUAUCCCAAAUAUGUCAUCGAGAGCUCAUCUUUUCCCUUUCCCUCAUUCUCCCUUUGGUUCAAUGUGAAACAGCAAAAUGACUGUUGUGCAUUCAAGGAGAUAUUGCACUUGAUUUCCCUGCAACCUAUACACCCAUCCUUCCAUGGGAAGAUGAAGUUUGUAAGCAGAAGUUACAGUGAGGUGCAGGAGAUCUGCUGAGCUGCCUUUAUUGUAGCUCUCUGGGAGGAAGACCGAAGACCACCAUGGAGCUCUGCUGGAAACCUGGCUCAUGGGAAGCCUUAGUAACUUUCCAUGUCUUGGCUUAAUUCCCUCAGUGAUGCUCCCUGAUAGCUCA
This is a messenger RNA of Pterocles gutturalis (yellow-throated sandgrouse), 3268 nucleotides long. RefSeq names its product apoptosis resistant E3 ubiquitin protein ligase 1 (gene AREL1). Gene Ontology annotation, molecular function: ubiquitin-protein transferase activity. NCBI's taxonomy places the organism in Eukaryota, Metazoa, Chordata, Aves, Pterocliformes, Pteroclidae. Gene Ontology annotation, biological process: protein polyubiquitination; negative regulation of apoptotic process; proteasome-mediated ubiquitin-dependent protein catabolic process. The record is from RefSeq and is a predicted model, not a curated record. The transcript has 19 exons. Bases 167 to 2773 code for a protein of 868 amino acids.